AUGGGAGGUUCGGCUCGGUAAAGGCAUCAGUAUCCGCUUUCACUUCUGUUCGGUGUGAAGGCUGUCUAAGCAAUACUUCGAUAUGAAUUUCGUUCUUGCCUCUCUGAUUGCGUGCCUUGUGGUGCUCUGCUGUGCUAGUUUGAGCUCAGCUAGCUGCGGCUGCCCCUUAACUACCAAGCCACCAACAACUACAACGUGCACGACAAGGAGAACAAAACCGACAACAACUCCACCGUGCACAACAACUCCACCGUGCACAACAACAACACCCACGUGCCCAACGACGACAACAACAACAACGACGUGUCCAACAACGACAACAACAACAACUACCACAACAACAACCACGACAACGACG
This is a messenger RNA of Drosophila navojoa, 358 nucleotides long. RefSeq lists its product as uncharacterized. The record is from RefSeq and is a predicted model, not a curated record. Lineage: Eukaryota; Metazoa; Arthropoda; Insecta; Diptera; Drosophilidae.